Echinostoma caproni is the source of this 528-nucleotide messenger RNA. NCBI's taxonomy places the organism in Eukaryota, Metazoa, Platyhelminthes, Trematoda, Plagiorchiida, Echinostomatidae. The record is from the annotation of a GenBank genome assembly.
AUGGAAAGCUCAAAAAUAUGCAUUCCGUACUUGAAACAGUCCAGUAACCCGCACAUCCUGACACUGAGCCCACCAUUAAACAUGCUGCCCAAAUGGUUCUCCAACCACUUGGCCUAUAGCAUGUCGAAAUAUGCAAUGUCCAUGACUGUUCUCGGGUUGGCCAAAGAGCUUCAGCCGUUGGGAAUAGCGGUAAAUGCCUUGUGGCCACGCACAGCUAUCUACACAGCCGCUACCAAGAUGAUUGGAGGUGGGGAGAAGUUUGCCGAACUUUGUCGCCGUCCGGAAAUUAUGGCAGACGCUGCCUAUGCAAUUUUGACUCUCUCAGCGAAAGAAGUGAAACAUACCGGAAACUUUUACGUGGAUGACGAAGUACUUCGCGAGCAUGGUGUGACGGACUUUGAGCAAUAUGCUGUUAAACCAGUACCAGAGGAAUUAGAAAUGGAAGGAAAGUUGGAAGGGCAGAAAUUACGUGAAACCGCUUUAUCAAGGGGCCAGAAUGUUCGGUUACCGGUGACGGAAGAAGUCUAG